This is a messenger RNA of Nicrophorus vespilloides, 1537 nucleotides long. RefSeq names its product probable serine hydrolase. The record is from RefSeq and is a predicted model, not a curated record. The coding region runs from base 379 to 1395 and encodes 338 amino acids. The transcript has 6 exons. Lineage: Eukaryota; Metazoa; Arthropoda; Insecta; Coleoptera; Silphidae.
ACGUUGGCAUUGGACAAACAAUUGCGUGUUAUGUAAGUGGAAAACACAAACACGUUGUUAUGGGAAACAUAGUAACAAAGGUUUGCUGGUGACGCGUACGCACGAUAAUGGUAAGCAUUUCUUUGCAAAGUGUAAUCGCUUUUAUUAACUCGAUUUGUAUUCAGAUUGUAACCAAGAUCGAAACCAAUCUUCUUGAGGAGAGUUUGUUGCAACUUGAAGAGAGAUUUACGUGACUUUGAGGAAUUCACCACGUUUCGGAGUUCGAGCAACAUGUUUGGAUUAAUGAGACUUUUGGAAAUGUUGUUGCUGCGUUUUGAUGUCAACGCAGUUUUCGGGACGUCAUCAUGUGAAGAACAAAAUUUCCGUUAGCAAAGUAUCAUGCUGAGCGCCGCCCGCAAACUCCUCUCGAACAUAAAGCCGAACAUCACGAAACUCUUCGCCAACAACGAUCCGGAGCCGAAGGCCUGCGUGGAUGUGAAGAUCAAGGUGCCGUGGGGCAACGUGUGCGGGAAAUGGUGGGGUCCUCAAGAUCGCAGACCCAUCCUCGUCAUUCACGCCAUCAAGGAGAACUGCGGUAGCUUUGACCGUCUCAUCCCGAUGCUCAGCAACAAGAUCGGCUUCCUGACCAUAGAUCUGCCGGGACACGGUAAAUCCAGUCAUCUGCCGUCAGGGAUGCUGUACACGGAUCAGAUGAUGCUGCUCACCAUCCACCUGAUCAAGAACUUCUUCGAGUGGGAUCGUGUCUCGUUGAUGGGACAUUCGAGCGGCGCCGCGAUCGUGUUCAUCUACGCGGUGAUCUGUCCACGGAACUGCGACAUGGCCAUCUUCCUGGACGCUCUCUAUCCACCGUUUCCGCCCAAGCACAACAAGAUGGACACGAUCUACAAAGACAUGGAGCGAGCUCUUGUGAUCCAGAGGGAUUUGGUGAAAGGUCCGCCGACGACAACUUUGGGUACGCUCGAGAGAACGAUGUACGUGCAGUCGGGGAAAUCGAUCGACCUGCAGAACGUCUGCUACCUGCUCGAUCAGGGUGUCGUCCCAUCGAAGCACGAUCCCGGCACCUACCAUUUCAGCAGGGACACGCGCUGCAAUCUCUUUUCGUUCAGACUGGUGGACAGAGAGGAUUGUCUUUUCGCCUGCAGACAUGUCGGUUUUCCCAUCCUGAUCACGAAGACUGACGACAGUCCUUAUUUCGAGAACGAAGAGGAGUUCACGAAAUUCUACAAGGUUCUGCUGUACGCGAGUCGCAAUUGCGAGGUGCACGACAUCCUCGGAUCGCAUCACGUCCAUCUGAACGAACCGGAGAAGAUCGCCAAAGUCGUCAACAAGUUUCUCGACAAAUUCGACGUGAACACGAAACUAUCAGCAAAGAUCGAUGUAAAGAGUAAACUGUAACUCAAGAUGAUUUUCAUAUAUUGUCCGGAAAAUAUGUUCUGCGGAAUCUACACGCAAAUUAAUUGAUGUAAAGCAACAGGCGACGCGGGAGAUGCACAGAGAUGGGGGCCGACGCAAAGAUGGACGCACACGUGAACCAAUC